Messenger RNA from Pomacea canaliculata, 2383 nucleotides. Its product is annotated as sialin-like. NCBI's taxonomy places the organism in Eukaryota, Metazoa, Mollusca, Gastropoda, Architaenioglossa, Ampullariidae. Gene Ontology annotation, molecular function: transmembrane transporter activity. Gene Ontology annotation, biological process: monoatomic anion transport; transmembrane transport. The record is from RefSeq and is a predicted model, not a curated record.
UUGAGGGCACGGCUGCCCCUCCUGGUUCCUUGGCCACUGUUCUCAGGUAACGCUUGUUUUCAUGAACGUGGCGCACACAUAAUAACAACGAUUGGUUGAGGUCAAAGUUGAGACUAGAGGUGCCACUGGGAUUACACACCAUGGUGUCACCAGACCUCUGGUGUAGCACUACCCUACAGUGGUGUCCUUUCUUUCACAGACCGAGGAUCUUGACAGCAACGUAAAAUGGAGGCUUCUGGCAAAAACGAUCUCCAUAAAGCCCCUGCCUUGUGUUCUCAAAGAUGGAACCUGUCCAUCAUGUGCUUCUUCGGCUUCUGUUUGUCUACGUCGUCAGGGUCAACUUCAGCGUCGCCAUCAUCUGCAUGGUGCGAGUCCCCACCCGCAACGUCACUUCCGGCAGCCUUGUCAGUCAAAGCUACAGUAAUGUUUCACAUCAUCGGAUGUCACUUCCUGUGGCCAGGAACACAUACCCAGGGAAUGAGACCACCCAUGGGUACAUACACCAACUGUCGGAAACCUCCGAUACAGAAGAAGCAGAGAUCAGCGAUGAAAGCUCCUGCAGCACAGAGAGUGAGGACCCCUCCGCGCAUUCCAAAGAAGGCGAGUUCGACUGGGACAAGCCCACGCAGACCCGUCUACUGGCCAUGUACUUUUACGGGUACAUCUUCACUCAAGUGCCGGGUGGCUGGCUGGCCGGUCGUAUCGGCGGGCGGCGCGUGUGGGGGGUGUGUCAGACCAUCAGCGCCCUCUGUUCACUGGCCACGCCCCUCGCCGCGCGCACUAAUGUCUACAUUGUCUACGCCAUCAGGUUUAUUUUGGGACUGGCGGCGGGUGUGUCCUUCCCCUGUAUCCACGCCAUGAUGGGGAGGUGGGCGCCCACACUGGAGAGAAGCAAAUUGGUGUCCUUUAGUUUUACCGGGAUGUCCGUUGGAACUGUUCUGACCUUCUCGCUCUCCGCACUGCUGUGUGUCUCUGGAUUUGACAACGGCUGGGGCUCCAUUUUCUACUUAUCAGGAGCAGGUAACCUGUUGUGGGUUGUGGUGUGGCUUUUGGUGACAUCUGACACACCUGCCAAACACAAAAGGAUCAAAGAGAUUGAAAAGAACUACAUCAUGAAGUCUAUUGGCGAGUCUCCUGAGUCCAAAGCGAGAAUACCAACACCAUGGCGUGCCAUGAUAACGUCAGGUCCGGUCUGGGCAAUUGUUUCUGCGCAUGUGCUUCAUAACUACACCAACUACACAAUGCUGACGUCACUUCCGACAUUCAUGAAAGAGGUUCUCAAAUUCGACACCAGGCAGAAUGGCGCUCUGUCGGCCGUGCCCUACUUGUCUCAAGCUGUUGUGUCGGCUCUGUCGGGGCAGGUGGCGGACAGGUUGAGGGAGAGCAUCCUCAGCACCAAGAACACCAGGAAGCUCUUCCAGGUCUCCUCUUUCGUGGGGUCAGCAGUGUGCAUGGCGCUCGCUGGCUACAUGACCUGCUCGCAGCGUCCCCUGGCGGUGUUUUUGCUGAGUCUCUGUCUGUCGUUCAUGGGCCUGAACCGAUCAGGGUUCGGUGUCAAUCACAUUGAUCUCGCUCCCAGACAUGCUGGAGUCCUGUACGGCCUCACCAACACUGUGGCCACGGUGCCUGGAAUGAUUGCCCCGCUCAUAGCUGGAGCCCUGACCCCAAACAGGACGGCGGAAGAAUGGCGUCGUGUGUUUUUUGUGUGCGCGGCGUUGGCGGUGCUGGGGGCCAUCUUGUACGGUGUCCUGGCGGAUGGAGAGUUGCAGACGUGGGCGGUCCCGCCUUCCGAGGAGCUGAAAGUGGCGGGUCCCAGGACAAACACAAACGAAAACAACGAGGAUCUGCUGCUCAGUCCUUUCACUGCAGACGAUGCAACACAAAGAAGAAUCAAUUCCGAAGACAUAAAAUCGCCGGGCCUAGAAAAACUGAACCAGGGAUCGUUGUCUCAAACGGGUGGCGACAAGCAGCCAUGAAUAAUGGGGGCGAAAACAGGACUGAGAGCUUUUACAGCCUAUGAAAGAGAGUCACAGUCGAUUACGAGUAUUUUCAUCUGUGUUCGUAGUAUUUUGAAUAAUGCAGACAACAGUUACAGUGUAGAGACAACAAAAAGCUGAUGGCUGUCCAAAAUUUGCUAUGUAAACAGAAAUAAACACUCAAUGUCCAGAAAAAAUAUCUGCUCCAGUCACACCAAUUAGUAAUAAUACAACUCAUAAAUCAAGAAUGAUGGCUAACUUCAGAAAGUUUAGAGAUGGUAAGACAAAGACAGAAACAAUAAGAUGUAUCGAGAAACUUGACCUUACUUCUUUCAUACCAUUGACUCAAUCAUUAUCACACUUGGAAGAGUCAGAAAGAGAGAAAGAUAAAAGAGACUUGACACUUA